AACCUUACUUUUGUACCAUGAAAUUUUAGCACUCCAAUCUUAAUCUUCCCCAUUUAGCUCCUUCAAUGGCGUCUUCAGGUGUUAAGGGAGACAAAUAUCGUUUUUUCUUAAACGAUGAAGAUGAGAAAAAUACCACCUGGAAAUUCGGUACUACUCCUACUUAUGAGGUUGUCAACAAGCUCUUUGAAGAAGGCAGAAUUAAGAUAUGGCCGGCUGGGUCACUUGAAGAAAAAGUUCAGAAUCUUGUCAAGGCAUGGGAAACUGAAAUCAUGCACAAGAAGGAGAUCAAAGAUUUUAAAACAAUCGACACAAACAACUAUACUUUCAGCCUAAAUGGACGGAAAGCAUUGAAUAUGCAAGAAAUCGGAAAGCUUGGUGGAGCAUACAAUCCGCAUCUGCAAACUUCGUUACCAAAAGAGUUGAGAGUCUACGAUCCUGAAGAAGAAACAUCAGUUUCAUCUCACACUGCCUUCACCACAACUUUUCCGAGAGGAUUUGCUUUGGAGGUUUUCCAGGUUUACAGUGGACCUCCAGUUAUUGCUUUCAAGUUCAGGCACUGGGGUUACAUGGAGGGUCCAUUCAAGGGCCAUGCCCCUACUGGAGACUUGAUAGAAUUCUAUGGCGUGUGCAUCUUUGAGGUGAAUGAAGAGAUGAAAGUUGUGAAGGUGGAGUUCUUUUAUGAUCGUGGAGAAUUGCUUGGAGCUCUUCUCAAGGGUGCUAAAAUGGAUGGCUCUGUUGAAGAAGCAACUUCAAGCUGUCCAGUCCUCAGGAGCACUGGCUAAUAGCAACGUUUUAUGAAAUUGAUCAAUUAAAAAAAAAGGGAAUAAAAUUAAUGAAUAAAUGCACAUGUUGGAGAGAGCAAUUUGCAGUUGAAAGCUCACAGUAUGUAAGUCACAGUUGGAAUGGCGAAUUGGGUCAGUUUUUAUUUGGAAAAUUAAUCAAAUUAUAGUUACUGACCACCUUAGUGGGUGAGUAACAUAAAUAGAGUCUUCAAAGUGUAUCUAUCUAUGAAUGGAUAAACUUCAUGGGUGUUUCUUGUGUUAA
Molecule: messenger RNA, 1044 nt
Organism: Pistacia vera
Lineage: Eukaryota; Viridiplantae; Streptophyta; Magnoliopsida; Sapindales; Anacardiaceae
Product: pathogen-related protein-like
Exons: 4
Coding region: 66-782 (238 amino acids)
Source: RefSeq, a predicted model, not a curated record